ACGCCCCGCCCAUUUUCCCCCUUGUGGGACUGGCCACGCCAGACACAACCGCCCUCCCUCUGCGCAUGCUCCGAGCGCUGUAACUGGUUCCGGGUAGGACUCCACUUCCGGCUGGGCGGCCGGGCCGGCCUGGCGCUGCUCACGGUGCUCCCGUCAUGUCCACGCUGUUUCCCUCACUGCUGCCCCGCGUCACCGAGUCCCUCUGGUUCAACCUCGACCGGCCGUGCGUCGACGAGACCGAGCUCCAGCAACAGGAGCAGCAGCACCAGGCCUGGCUCCAGAGCAUUGCUGAGAAGGACAACAGCUUGGUGCCCAUAGGAAAGCCAGCGUCCGAGCACUAUGAUGAGGAGGAGGAGGAGGAUGAUGAAGAUGAUGAAGACAGCGAAGAAGACUCAGAAGAUGAUGAGGACAUGCAGGAUAUGGACGAGAUGAAUGACUAUAAUGAGUCUCCUGAUGAUGGGGAGAUCAAUGAGGGGAGGAGCCAAACAUUCCCACAUGGAUAUAAUCUGGGAUUUGGAACACCACAGUCAGCCUUUUUCCACUGGAUUCCCAGAGGAAGACCAGACCCUUCUAAACCACCACAAGACGUUCAGAAGAAAACGAUGCCCUUCUACAGAUUCAUUGCUUCAACAGAACCACAUGUGUUACUCUACGAGGACUGCAGCCAUAAUUUAAUUGGACUGCUACCAACACCCUGACCAACAGGGCAUCAGGAUGUAGUCUGACUCUGUCAGUGUUUUUGUUGUACUGCAUUUUAUUGAAUUUUCCUUUUAAAUUGUA
This is a messenger RNA of Prinia subflava (tawny-flanked prinia), 780 nucleotides long. RefSeq names its product anaphase promoting complex subunit 15 (gene ANAPC15). The record is from RefSeq and is a predicted model, not a curated record. NCBI's taxonomy places the organism in Eukaryota, Metazoa, Chordata, Aves, Passeriformes, Cisticolidae. Gene Ontology annotation, cellular component: anaphase-promoting complex. The transcript has 4 exons. Gene Ontology annotation, biological process: regulation of mitotic cell cycle spindle assembly checkpoint. The coding region runs from base 156 to 698 and encodes 180 amino acids.